This is a messenger RNA of Rotaria sp. Silwood2, 258 nucleotides long. The record is from the annotation of a GenBank genome assembly. NCBI's taxonomy places the organism in Eukaryota, Metazoa, Rotifera, Eurotatoria, Philodinida, Philodinidae.
AUGGCAAAAGGUUCUGUAUCAACUUCACAAUCAACAUUGGCUGAUGGUUAUUUAACAUUACAAUUUAUGCGUAUUAGCGGUGCAACACGUUUAAAUUUAGCUAAAGCAUUUACAAAAUUAUCUGAUGGAAAACAUUUAAAUUAUGAUUUUGUUGAAUGGAUGCCUAUACGUGCAUUUCAAAUAGUACCAUCAGAAACAAAUGGAAAUAUGACGAUUGAUGGUGAAAAAGUUCCUUAUGGUCCUAUUCAAGGUGAGUGA